This is a messenger RNA of Esox lucius (northern pike), 3838 nucleotides long. It is a transcript of the gene ubtd1b, whose product is annotated as ubiquitin domain containing 1b. Gene Ontology annotation, molecular function: protein binding. The record is from RefSeq and is a predicted model, not a curated record. The transcript has 3 exons. Bases 692 to 1390 code for a protein of 232 amino acids. Lineage: Eukaryota; Metazoa; Chordata; Actinopteri; Esociformes; Esocidae.
UUUAGGUUGAGCACGCGCAGGCGUAAAAAGUUACUGUUGCUACUUGCUCCAGGAAGAGAAGAGGCAUUUAAAAAAAAAAAAACUGUCUGCGAAAGAUAAAAGAGGUUUGAUAUUGCCUUUUGCGUUAAAAUAAGGUUUUUAAAUCCGAACAAUACCAUAUUACGUGGUCGCAAGCGCGUGGAAGUGUGUAUAUGUUAGCCAGUUAGCUAACGUUAGCUGUCUCGCGCAACAACGACUGGAAGUGUGCGACUUAGCAAACCAGAUAAUGUGAGCUCGCUAGCAAGUUUCUUGUUUGGUUACGAAUCUAGUUAGCAGGUUGCAUUUUAUAUAGGACUAUUGAUGAGGUAUUGUGAUUGGCAUUACGUUAGGUUGUAUUUAUUUAGUUUAGACUUCUAGAUAGUCUCACGCGACUAUGCGCUUUGGAAUGUUGGAUCGUCUCAAACAAAAAUAAAGCAGUAGAAGCUAACUCUUCUGUGCUUGCUAGCUAGUUGUGACCAGCGUGUUUUCCUGUACAUUUAUUUUGAGUUUAUAUAAUGGAUGCUGCUAUCAAGAGAAGAACCUUGACCUAGUUAUUUUUGAACAGCGGACCUAGCUAUUUGGAUGUACAGUGUGUAUUUGUUUUGGAACUAGCAAACGUUAGCGGUUGGCUAAUGAUGGGGGCCCCAACAUAGUUAGCCAACUGAUAAUAAUCAUGGGAGGAUGUGUUGGGAGAGAACGCGAGGAAACACAGGGCCACGGUUCAUCAAGGAACGGUGGAAGGGCACACCGAAAACGUGGAGCCCGCAAUGAGCCCCUGAAGAAGGACAAGCCCAAGUGGAAAAGUGACUAUCCCAUGACGGAGGGCCAACUCCGCAGUAAGAGGGACGAGUUCUGGGACACAGCCCCGGCAUUCGAGGGCCGCAAAGAGAUCUGGGAUGCCCUGAAGGCAGCCGCUGUGGCCCUGGAGUGCAAUGACCAUGAGCUGGCCCAGGCCAUAGUGGACGGAGCCAGCAUCACACUGCCACAUGGAUCCCUGACAGAGUGUUAUGAUGAGCUGGGGAACCGCUACCAGCUACCUGUUUACUGCCUGGCCCCACCAGUCAACCUGAUCUCAGAGCGCAGUGACGAGGACCCCAGCGACAGCCCAGAGCCCACUGCCGCUCCGAAGAAGGAGUUCCAGCUGAAGGUGCGACUCUCCACAGGCAAGGACCUGCGCCUCAGUGCCAGCAUGGCUGACCCCAUCGGGCUGCUGAAGAAGCAGCUGCAGGCUCAGGAGGACAUCGACACGGCCCACCAGCGCUGGUUCUUCUCGGGCAAGCUGCUCACGGACAAGACCCGCCUGCAGGACACCAAGAUCCAGAAGGACUUUGUCAUCCAGGUCAUCGUCAACCCUCAGGCCCCCAUUAACUAGGUCUUGUGUGAGAGGAGGAGGAGCAAUGGAGAGACCCGACUACAUAGGAGGGACUUGGGAUAAUGGCUUUACCGCUGCUCUUUAAGACAUUAGAUGAAAUUAUUAUUUUUUUAAAUACAAUAAGGGAGAGACUCUGAAGUGCUGCUUUUCAGUGUUUUCAUUGUCCACUAUUAAAGAGUGUGAUUCCUGUUCAGUGUGUGCGACUUCUCUGUAAGAGGGUUGGUCGGUCAGUUGGUAGGUGGGUCCAGCGGGUCCCGGCCACUCGCUCUGACGGGUCUUCUCUGUGUCCCUCCCGGCACCGACUUUCAGAGUCACACUGUCCGGUGAGCCCUCCACCCUCCCAGUGCGAAUCAUGGUAGAUCUGUCCCUUAGAUGAGACACUGCAGGUGUUCACCGCAUGAUGCGGGCACAUGAUCUGUCGGUGACCGUCGGCCUGGAUUCAAAUGCACCUGUAUUUUCGUUGUUUUAUACUUUUGUAUUUGAGUAUUUUCAAAUACACAGCCCUAAACCAAUUUAUUUUUGGAGUAUUACUAUUUAAGUAUUUGAAUAGUGUCCAUGUUAUUUUUCAAUUUUAAAUGCAUGAUUGCAUUUGAGUCAGUGCAUUGGAUUAUUUUCAAAUACUUUCCCAAUGUAAUUCCAAACACUUAAACGUAUUUUCUGUAACUCAAUAAAUCUAAAUACUUUCAGAUGUACAUGACAGUAAUGGUUGAAAUAGUAUUUGAAUCCAGGUCUGCUAGCAUUAACCAAGUGCCAAUAGAAAACGCAGUCAUUUGGAUUGGUUGUAAAGCACAUCUUUUUCCCUACCUGGACUCUGCUCUGCAAAGCCUUUAGACCAUAAGGACCAGGGGAAGGGACUGAGAGGAAAAAACCCUAAUAAUCGGUCAUGGAUGCCUACCCACCAUCACCUUCACUCAAAUACAAACUAUUUUUCUUUCUUUUUUUAAGAAGUUAAUCUCAAACAGAGCUUUUUUGCACACUUAAUUAUACUUGCGUGUUAGUUUGUGUGCCUUUAAGGAAGAAAAUGGAACAGAAUCCUGGAGAAAAACACUAGUUUUACUGCUAAAGCCUUCUGUCUCUAGAUUCAGGUCUGAUCUUUUCAUAGAGCUAUAAAAAUCCUAUAUAUACUGCUGCCUUUUUCAAUCAUCUGUCUUUAUCUGUUAUUGAAUUUAAGAUUUAAUGCUGGCGUUCGAAUGGAUGUUGGCAACAUGUUGUUCCUACAGUGGUUGUUUGCCCCUCCCCCCGUUUUUAUGUACUUUAAAGUUGCUGUAAUUGAAGAGCCACGCCAUUGUAAGUUGUGCUACAUCACAAUCCUGAGCUAAACACACUAACAGUUUAAUGGUCAAUAUGGUAGACCAAUGUAGUCAUAGAGGAGGAACAGUGCUUUCGUCUAUCUGUCUCUGAGGGCCCUUAACUGUGUCUGAAGGACUCUUUUAUCCUUCUUGUCUUUGCUUUGGCAAUUUUCUUUCCUUCUACAAAUCUUUCGCCCUCAGGCUUAACUAGCAGGGUGGUCAGAUGCAUUUCAAUCCCUCUGUAUCUGCCUGGCGAAAAGCCUGUGCCCGUAGCCAACCAGCCCAGUGUGAAGUUGGCUCACCAGGGUUUUGUCCAUUCAGCACACAGCGUAAUCAUCACCUUGCUUCACCCAAAGGACAGGUCAAGCUGAGUAUCUCUGCCCCUGUGUGCCUAUGAGGCCGUGCUGCCAUGGAGAUGGCAAGAGGUAGGCGUUGUUUCCCGUAACCACGUACAUAGGGUCAGGUCUGUUCCUAAUCUAGACUGUUCAGGGGAGGGCUUGCGUCGGACCCUUUCAGUGGUGAGGGGGAUGAUAGAGGACUGAGACUGUCUUUGCUGUGGUCAUCCCAACUAAUUGCUGCUUCUCAUUUACUGACCGCAGACUGGGUAGGGAAGAAUCAAACGAAGAAGCACUCCGACUGCAAUCAAAUUAUAUUCCCCUCUAGCCUUAAUGUGGAACAUCAGAAACCCCAUAAUACACCUUGGCAGAUGGUAAAGCUGGAGAUGGGGAAGACCUGUACCUGUAACCCUGUGUUCUCUUCAUGGUUAUGUUGGACUUUCAGGAUUUAGUUUUAUUUGUUUUUGUCCAAAUAGGCGUCAUUUGAACUUCAUCAGUGUAGCUUAAACAGUUUAUAACUGUGCUGGGAAUAUAUUAAACAUUUAUGCAAACUUGAAUAUGUUUUUCCUUCAUCUUACAUUGUAUGUGCAAUAAGGAAUAGACCUCCUACCCCUUGAUUCUCCAUAUAUUAUGUCUAUACGGUUGCAUUAGCUAUGACUAUUGUAAAGGUUUUUAGAGACAUAGAACUUUACGUAGAAGCCUGCUCUGUUCGUAUUGCUUUGUCUUUGGACAAUCAUGUUUUUUGAUCUAGUCCCAUGUUUCUUAUUGCAUUUGCCUCAGUUUUAAAUGUUCUCAGUCAAUAAAGCAUUCUAAUGUCCUCUUAA